AUGGCUAGAAUCACAGAACUGGAACAAACUGUGGGGGAAAAAGAUGAGCUUAUGGCUAGAAUUGUGGAAUUAGAGCAGUCUGCAAAGUCAAGUCAAACGGAAAAUGUUAAGCUCAAGGCCGAAAUUAAAGAAUUGAAACAAGCUGUUAAGAAUAUUAUGAAUCACAAACGAACUGCUACUAAUGAUUUAAAGUCUCCGGCAUGUUCCACUCCAUUGUCCAACAAUAGAGAAAAUGUGCAGGUCGUAGAUUCAUUGAAUCACCACGAAGCGGAUCAAUCCAUGACUAGCACUGACUUAGUAACUUUAGACACUUCAGAACAGGAUCAAGACCUAUCUUUAGUUAAUCAGGAUGCUUCAACGGGAUCUGAAAAGACAGUAAACUUAUUAUGUGAUGCAAAAACCGUAACAAAAUGUCACGAUCUUAACAAUUCUGAUACUACCUCCGAAAUACUUGAAUCAGACAAUCAAAUCGUAGAAGGUUUAAUACAAGAGAUGAUCUAUGAUCAAGCAGAAAAUAUUGUUUCUUCCGAAAUCAAUCCUUUAUAUUCAAAUAAUGAUGAGGUAAAUGCUACUGAAAUCAAUAAACUUUGUAUACAGGAUAUGGCUCCGGAUUCUGUGCAAAGUUUAUCAGACUUAUUUGAUAAAGCAAUUAAAUCGGGUCAAAAACAAAUUUUAAAUUGGUAUUAUUAUUCUUUAGAAUUCGAAAAUAAGGUUAAAAGCCUUAUAGCGGAUGGUAAGAUUAAGGAUAAAACAGCAAGAUCAAAAAUAUAUAAGGAAAUGAAAGCUUUUCUACCUAAUAUUACAGAUUUACGCUAUUUUGAAUUGACUUGUAUUCUUAUGAAUGAUAACAUGUCUUCUAACACUAUUUUACAUGAUUAUUCGUCUAGCCACCCCAUAAUUGCCUCCGGCAAGAUGUUAACUGAUGACUACUAUAAAUGGUAUGCCGAAUUGGAUGAUUUAUCAACUCCUUUGACUGAUAAAAUUCGUUUGAUCUUAUAUAGAGCAUAUACGGAAGAAACUGGGCUUGAUCCCUGGAUAAACUCUGAAACUUCUGAAUCUAAACAAAUCAAAGAAGAUGCAGAUGAUUAUAUGAGUCAUGAAUGUGUUAUCAAAAUUUCUAAAUUUCCAGAAGAUAAAGAUAUAAUCCAUGAUGCAGUACAUAAACGCUUCCCUUUCUUGACAUAUACCAAUUCUAAUGCAUGGCAUCGAGAUGUAUUUAAAUAUACUAACUUGAAAGCUAAAUGUCCGAUAUGCAAAGAUGUACAUACGCGUUUAGGUAUAUGGGGUGACUGGAGCUAUCUGGCUUACUGGAAACUCAGGUAUCAAACAAAAUCAGUAACUCACCAAUUCAUCCAAACAAAACCCACCUAUAUCAAUAUGCCAUCGAACAUGGAAUGGAUCCCAGUUAUUACAGAGGCUGAGAAAAAAAGAUGGACCAUGGGAUGCUUCCGUGGUGACCUGGAGAGAGAUAUGCGCUGUUAUCAAGAUGGAAUAAAGAGGAAGGAAGACCCUAGAAAAUAUCAUAAAUUUUUAACAGAUCGGGAUAGGCUGAUCGGUGAAGAAUUAUUACGUCGCGGUAUACUAAAGAGCGGUUUAAGUACUACAUGGCUUGAUGAUCUUAUGGAAGAAUGGGAAAAAACUUAUAAUCAAUUCGUACAAAUUUUUAACUAG
Diversispora eburnea is the source of this 1671-nucleotide messenger RNA. The record is from the annotation of a GenBank genome assembly. NCBI's taxonomy places the organism in Eukaryota, Fungi, Glomeromycota, Glomeromycetes, Diversisporales, Diversisporaceae.